GUGCCUGUGAAGCAUCUGGCCCGCGGGGAUACGAGAGUGUCACCUGGCCAGGGUGGGCAUCCCAAAAGAACCCUCACAACUGAAGCGACGACAGGCUGAGAGGGUUCUGAGGCAGAACGGCUGAGGCCGGGGCAGGGGCCUCACCUGGGACCUAGGAUCCGAGGGGGAGCUUCGGGGUGAGGGGAUGCCCAGGCCAGGGCAGGCCGGAAAGGGGCUUUGUGGGUCGGGGCCAAACCUGCCCCCAAAUAGGGCUGCGGGAUCUCCUGGCCAUACAAGGCUCUUGGAAUCUGGACCCUGGGGACCCCAGGCAGCUGGGCCCAGCUAAAACGCUGCCGACACCCCAUACCUCGUACUGUGUGCACAGCAGAUCUGGUGCCGCCGAGAGGUGUUCUCCCAGCCAGCCACAGACAUGACGGAGCGCCUGACGGCCGAGCAGAUCAAGGAGUACAAGGGGGUCUUUGAGAUGUUCGACGAGGAGGGCAACGGGGAGGUGAAGACAGCGGAGCUGGAGCGGCUCAUGAGCCUGCUGGGCAUCAACCCCACCAAGAGCGAGCUGGCUUCCAUGGCCAAGGACGUGGACAGAGACAACAAAGGAUUCUUCACCUGUGACGGCUUCCUGGCCCUGAUGGGGAUUUACUGGGAGAAGGCCCAGAACCAGGAGGGCGAGCUGAGGGCGGCCUUCCGUGUCUUCGACAAGGAGGGCAAGGGCUACAUCGACUGGAACACGCUCAAGUACGUGCUCAUGAAUGCAGGUGAGCCGCUCAAUGAGGUAGAGGCCGAGCAGAUGAUGAAGGAGGCUGACAAGGACGGAGACGGAACCAUUGACUAUGAGGAGUUUGUGGCCAUGAUGACCGGAGAGUCCUUCAAGCUGGUCCAGUAGGAGCAGGUGCUAUGGCCCCGGGAGGCCUGCCCGAAGAAGGCCACUGCCUGCCGCGGCCCACGCUGCGGCCCAGCCUGCCCCCGGCUCCCCGCCCCCC
Molecule: messenger RNA, 977 nt
Organism: Neofelis nebulosa (Clouded leopard)
Lineage: Eukaryota; Metazoa; Chordata; Mammalia; Carnivora; Felidae
Gene: CALML6
Product: calmodulin like 6
Exons: 5
Coding region: 410-880 (156 amino acids)
Cellular component (GO): myosin II complex
Molecular function (GO): enzyme regulator activity; calcium ion binding
Source: RefSeq, a predicted model, not a curated record